AUGGUGCGGAAAACCGGCGGGCUGCUACUUCUGCUCCUAUGGCCUAGCGGGCUUCUUAUCAACUUCAGUCUUCCUGACACGACAGAGCAAAGGCAUGCUGUGGUGACAGGAGCUGCAGGGUAUUUGGGACGAGAGCUUUGCGCGCAGCUCCUGGAAGAUCAUUGGAGGGUCACCGCCUUGGUGAGAGAGGUUUCAGCUGAGCGUGCGCAAGCCCUAGCAGAGCUGGCCAAGGAUAUUGGUGGUGACUUCCAAAUUCUUUCGCUCGAUCUUCUGGAUGAUGUGGCCUUGCAGCAGACUAUGACAAGCUUAAGGCCCAGUGUGAUCUUCCACGCGGGGGGCGUGUUUCGGCGCUGUAAGAAGCCCAUGGAAGAGAUGGUGGAGCCCAACAUUGCGAUGGCAGAGGCUGUGGUCCGCGCAGCGGCAGCCGCCCCAUCGCGGCCAAGGGUUGUUUACACAUCCUCAAUGGCUGCAGUGCGGGGCCCAGGCCAGGAGCCUCGCAAGGGGCAAAGAUGUUUUGAUGAGAAGGACUUCAACUCACAGUCACAUCCAGAAAACGGCUGGGGGGAAGCAUAUCAAUACAGCAAGCGCGAGUCUGAACUUCGGGCCAAAUCCCUGGCGGAAGAGCUGCAGGUUGACUUUGUGUCUCUUUGCCCCUCCUUCAUCCUGGGGCCAGAGCGAGGGUCCAGCGACGGUUCCGGUUUUUUCUGUGAGCAUGGUGCUCUCAUGGAUGAAGGGUGCCUGGUGUCCAAGGGGUGUCCAUAUGGGCAUUCAGAGCCAGGAGCAGAAGGUGCGCAGCCUCCUCAUUGCUGA
Molecule: messenger RNA, 810 nt
Organism: Durusdinium trenchii
Lineage: Eukaryota; Dinophyceae; Suessiales; Symbiodiniaceae
Source: the annotation of a GenBank genome assembly